Messenger RNA from Protomyces lactucae-debilis, 818 nucleotides. RefSeq lists its product as uncharacterized. The record is from RefSeq and is a predicted model, not a curated record. The transcript has a single exon. Lineage: Eukaryota; Fungi; Ascomycota; Taphrinomycetes; Taphrinales; Protomycetaceae. Bases 177 to 578 code for a protein of 133 amino acids.
AAAAAAGCAGGCAGCAACGGUAAAGAAAACCCGUUUUUCCUUCAGGUCAGGCAGCUGAUGACCAAUGGCGAAUUUUGUGUCUAUCGAAGUCCGCCUUCCGUGGCUUCAUCACAGCUAGAGUGGUACUCAAUUGCGUACCCGAUGCGUUUCUCACCUGAAACAAUUAUACCUCUGACAUGCCGGCAUCAUAUAAAAGAAGUCAGAGACUGCCUGACCUGAUCCCUAUGAUUCCAUUCAAAAUUCCACUCGCCCUUUUCUUGGCGUAUGCAGUAGCUGUGCCCAUUCAGGAGCAAGGGGCUCUCAGCAAACGCUUGGUGGUCGGCUUCCCUGGUGGUGGCGUAAGAGUUGGUCCCAAUGGCGUCAAUGUUGUCGCCGCAAAUGGUUUGGUCAAUGUCAAUGGUCCAGCCCUGCGUACUACACGCCCAGUAGCACCUCAGCGUACAGCCAAUACCAAUGUCGGCCUUGGACCUGGAAGUCCUCUGUUUGGAUCAAGUUCACUUGGCGGUCUUGGAGGUGGCAAUACAAUGCUCGGUUCGACUUUACUAGGCGGCCUUUUGAGGCCUCCUCCUGCGAAGUAAUUGCUUGUCGCUUGGGAUGUUCGUGAUGCGAGCACGCACUUGUCGAGCAGUGCGCUUCAGCCUAUUUGCAGCCAAAAUGUACGUGAAAUUAGACAUUGUCUUGUGCCAUCGAGCCCAUCGUCUUGUCUUGACAACAGCGUCGUUUUUUGUUAUGCCCAUCGAGUCAAUGAGCAGAAACUGUCAUUCUUACGCUUCGAUUCUGAGCGGCCCAAAUCGAUGUCACUCCUAGUCGCCAUUGCA